UUGACCCUCCCGCUGCUGUGGCGGCGGCGCGGUGCGCGUGCGACGAGCGCGGUUUGGUGCGGCGCGCGGCCGCCGUGCUCGUGCAGCGCCUGCUGGCUGCCGCGCCGCAAACGCCGCCCAACGGCCUGGCGGUACCUCCCCACCAACUGCACGUCAUCAAUUGACUCUCCCGCUGCUGUGGUGGCGGCGAGGUGCGCGUGUGACGAGCGCGCGGUGGUGCGGCGCGCGGCCGCCGCGCUUCUUCAGUGCCUGCUGGCCGCCGCGCCGAAACGCCUCCCAACGACCUGGCGGUACCUACCCACCAACUGCACGCCAUCAAUUGACCCUCCUGCUGCUGUGGUGGCGGCGAGGUGCGCGUGUGACGAGCGCGCGGUGGUGCGGCGCGCGGCCGCCGCACUCGUUCAGCGCCUGCUGGCCGCCGCGCCGCAAACGCCUCCCAACGACCUGGCGGUACCUCCCACCAACUGCACGCCAUCAAUUGACCCUCCCGCUGCUGUGGUGGCGGCGAGGUGCGCGUGUGACGAGCGCGCGAUGGUGCGGCGCGCGGCCGCCGCGCUCGUUCAGCGCCUGCUGGCCGUCGCGCCGCAAACGCCUCCCAACGACCUGGCGGUACUCCCCACCAACUGCACGCCAUCAAUUGACCCUCCCGCUGCUGUGGCGGCCGCGCGGUGCGUGUGCGAUGAGCGCGCGGUAGUGCGGCGCGCGACCGCCGUGCUCGUUCAGCGCCUGCUGGCCGCCGCGCCGUAA
This is a messenger RNA of Parnassius apollo (apollo), 747 nucleotides long. Lineage: Eukaryota; Metazoa; Arthropoda; Insecta; Lepidoptera; Papilionidae. The record is from the annotation of a GenBank genome assembly.